Mobula hypostoma (lesser devil ray) is the source of this 3156-nucleotide messenger RNA. RefSeq names its product chromosome 6 C2orf69 homolog (gene c6h2orf69). Bases 302 to 1522 code for a protein of 406 amino acids. The transcript is spliced from 2 exons. Gene Ontology annotation, cellular component: mitochondrion. Lineage: Eukaryota; Metazoa; Chordata; Chondrichthyes; Myliobatiformes; Myliobatidae. The record is from RefSeq and is a predicted model, not a curated record.
UAAUCUUCCCAGCUUUCCUUGCUAACACUUUUCUCAAAAGGGUCAAUGACUGGAAAUGUUAACGACUUUGUCUUUCCACAGAUGCUGCUUGACUAGCAGAGCUUUUCUCGUCAUUUCUGUUUUAAUUUAGAUUCUAGAAUCUGCAGUUUUAUUGUUUAAUUCGGCACAGUUUUGCAAUUUAAUCCGUAAACAAAGUUACAGACUAACCAAUAAACUUGCAUUAUAAUUCCGGGUGCUUUGGGUCUGCUUUCUUUCUCGAGUAAGAUGUAAUAAAAAAAUGAAAAAAAAACAGUGAACCGCGAUGGCACGAACACUUCGCAGCUUUUCUCCGACAUUCACUCGGAAAUUCGGAUUCUGUUUUCUCGUUUUCUGCUGGACGGGCACUAGGACCCAGCGACCUCUCCUUGCUCUCUGCCGCCCGCAGUCGGAAGCCUGGAGUCGGCGGCCUCUCUCUGGGCGCCUCCGAGUACUGGGAUCUGGUGGCCGGGGCCCGGUCGUCAUGAGUGGGCCCGGCUGGGCGGCGGAGGCCGCUCGGAUUUGGAAGGUGCCCGGGAUCGAGGUGCUGCGCCUGAGCGGCGUGACAGGCUGGGGGCCGAGGAAGAAGAACGACCUGGUGCUGGGUGUAGGCGACGGCCCCCGGAGCGGGCAGCAUGUGGUGUACUUCCCCGGGGACGUGCAGAACUAUCAUGAGCUGAUGACACGCCAUUCAGAAAACCUUCGCUGGCAGCGAUGGAGCCUAGAAGAAGUGGCUGUUUUACUGUUCCGUCGAUUUCCUCGCAGCCACAUCUGGAUCAUUAAGGCUUCCCGGAUUCAUCUACACAAGUUCAGUUGCUACGACAACUUUGUGCAGAGCAAUCUAUUUGGUGUACCUGAGCAUAGCUUUGACAGUGGGGCUUUCAAACACUUAUAUUCACUGUUAAUGAAUGGCUUCAAGCAAGAGCGCACUCUUCUGCAUUCACGGACAAGUCCUGGUGAAAGGUCUUGUGGUUCAUUUGCAGUCGAACAUGAUGAAGGCUGCAGAGAUCUCUCUAAAACUUCAAGCGGUUUUUCCACCAAGAAUGAUCUGAGUACUCCAAGUCUUUCUGGAAAUUACACAGAGGUUGAAGACUUGAAAUGCACUGACCCUUCAUUGAAGUUUAUAUUGAUUGGUUUCAGCAAAGGUUGUGUGGUGUUGAACCAGCUGCUGUAUGCAUUGAAUGAAGCACAAAAAGACGAAGAACUAGCUGCCUUCAUCAGUAACAUUAAAGGGAUGUAUUGGUUGGAUGGUGGUCAUGCUGGAGGAAGCAAUACCUGGGUCACCGAUCCAGAAAUCCUGAAAAGAUUUGCCAAGACCGGUAUUCCUGUGUUUGCACAUGUUACACCUUACCAAGUACAGGAUAGUAUGAGGGCUUGGAUUGGGAAAGAGCAUAAGAAGUUCAUCCAGCUGUUGGGGGAGUACGGUGCUAAAGUGACAAACCAACUUCAUUUUGAAAAUGAAAGCCCUUCCCUGGACAAUCACUUCAGGGUUCUUCAAGCAUUCUAAUGUACUUGUGAUCCAUGGUGACAGAAAAAUCACUAAGUCUUGGUCUCAUUUGUUCUCAGUAAAGCUGAGUAGGAAAAGCUGCUUAUGUAUGAAACUGGUACUCCUGAGAAAUUUAUUUAAUAGUUUGUAGACUAAGUAUAUGUGAUUUUUCCACCACAAAUUCUAAUUGAGUCUAAUCUCUGUUUUCGUACAUUAAACUAUUGUUGCAGGUACUGUUUGAGUUGCCUUCAUUUAGCAUUCCAUUUGCUUACAUUUUGUGGACUUGAUCAAAUUAAAUAUUUUGUUGUCUUCUAAUCCAGUAUAAAAACUGCUGAUUUUCCACAGUCAUGAGAGACAUCUGAAAUUUGUCUAAUUUCAUUAGUUCACAAGCAAAGAAGAAUGUUUGUGUUAAGUGAAUCUGUGCUAUAUAACCUAGUUACCACACUCACAGAUGACUACAGUCUAUAUUGGAAGCAGAACUGAUAUUUGGCAAAGGAAAGUCGAAGUGAUGGCAAUUAACAUUUUGACCAUCUCAAAAUGAUUUCCUUUGAAACUUGCCUUUAAAGAGGCCAACAUUUGGUUUGGUACACUCUUGCAUGUAGCUUCUAAGAUCUAAAAGAUAACACGUUUUGUAAUCACAGAAGAUGUAAAUAGCCAUGACAGAUGUAUAUGAAAACAAAAUAAUCCGACUGGAAACUGGAAAUGCAUGGCAUGUGCUAAAAUACAAAUUCACUCCACGUGAGGACAGAUGAAAGAAGAUGCAACAAUCGGUCAAUAAUACUUGACAGUGAUGUCAAACCUUCCAGCAGUUAUUGUAAGUCCUCAUUCCAGCUGGUGUUUGGAACACAAUCAGCUUCCUGGAUUGCUCAAAGGCCCCACUCUAGGCUCAUUGAGAGCAAUGACAAUAGUGACUUGACAUCAGCCUUGAUAUGGCUUCUUCAGGCUAAGCUCUUGGGGUAGGGUGCUGUCAUGUAACCUAGAUAAAUUUCUAGAGUUCUUGCUUGAUCUUGUUACCACGCUGACCUCUGUUUCAUGUGCAGUGAUCACUCGAGAACCCCUAGUGUUUAAGUAAACAAAUCAAUAAUAAUCAGCUAUUAAUAGUUUCCCUUAUACUUUUGGACUGGGAUAGCUCAAUUGAUACCAUGCAUUCUAACUUCAGGUACAGGAACUUUUGAAAGUGUGUUUAAUUCUAACAAUCCAUGGAUGACCCUCCCCCCAAUUAAAGGCAGACUAUGGAAUCCAUUAAAAUAAAGCUUUCAGGAAAGUAUGCUAUGAUGGAGGAGGGUUAGUGGUUAAAUAACAUUUGAUAGUACUGUAUAAAGUGACCCUGUUUUAAAUAGUUGGUUUUAAUCAUGCUACCUACUGAUAGAAAUGAGUCACUUGUCAGCUCUAGGCCAUAGUGCAUCAUUAUAGAGUGUGUAAUACUUCUGUUAUGAACAUUUGGUUAGCAUAACAUUAUUGAAUAAACGUUGCUUUGUUGCUUUGGUAUUUUGUUGGUCUGGAAUUGAUUGCACAAAAUGCUUUCAUAUGUAAAAUGAAUCGUAAAAUACAGUGAUUUUGAAAUGGGAAGUUUCAGUUAAUUUUGAAAACUAUUCAACACUAACCAAACAAUUCCAUCAAUUAUGCGACCUAAUAUGUAAUUGAAAUAAGUAAAA